Molecule: messenger RNA, 3033 nt
Organism: Fusarium subglutinans
Lineage: Eukaryota; Fungi; Ascomycota; Sordariomycetes; Hypocreales; Nectriaceae
Product: YSC84-like protein
Exons: 3
Coding region: 1-3033 (1010 amino acids)
Molecular function (GO): phosphatidylinositol binding
Source: RefSeq, a predicted model, not a curated record
AUGUCCAAGUUCAAGUUCAAGUUCAAGUCAGUGCCCGAGCACAAGCACAAGCACCCACCAAGACCAGCGCGGACACUACUUUCGAUCCCACCUUCAUCAACACGCCAGUUCGGCUUCGGCGCCGUCUCAUUCUCAUCCUCACUCUCAUUCCCACUCCCAUUCUCACGCUUCAGUUGUCGCCGCUUACAAUUCGGCUCUCAAGAGACCCCUCGUCACUGUUCAUCCUCUCUCCGACUCCAAUUACGUCUCCUCUGUCUCCUCCUCCUCGACUACAGCAUCAUCUACACCAACAUCAUCAUACGGCUCGCCCACCACCACCGCAACAACAACCCCGGUCUCGUCUCCAGCCUCAGAUCCGUCCACUUCCGCUCUGGCACGACAAUCAUCUCUAGCGGUAACAAUAACAGCACCGCGCCCUAUAUUCCCGUCCUCUCUGUCGUGCCUCCGCCUGGCCAAGACGGCGGCGACGGAGAGGCAAGACGGCCCGCCAUGCAGCGAGUAUCUUCCUUUCUCCCCUCGUGGGACAAGAGGUCGUCGGGAGGUUCUAGAGCUGGCCUCUUUGGCUGGUCCUCCAACCGUUCCAGCACCUCCAUAUCCGUCGCAAACUCCAAUGCAUUAUCCAGGUUAAAUACUGCGGCCGCUAAUGCCAGUGGCCGAGUACAACGAGAGGCUUUCUGGCCGGCCACUCUGGAUCUCGAAUGCGAAAAGGCUGCCCGCAUCCUCAAGUCAUUCUGCACGGAUGGAUACCUCGUGCCAUUGGAGGAAGAAGAAGACGCACAAUCGACGACAAGCGAACCACGCUCCCCAAGACGAGUCACCAAGAAGAUACCCAAGCGCAUCAUCCAGAACGCAGCCGGAAUCGCCAUCUUUACCUGUAUGCGCAGCGGUCUGUACAUGACAGGCUCCGGCGGCUCCGGUAUUCUCAUAGCACGAAAGUCAGAUGGUACCUGGUCACCCCCAUCAGGAAUCAUGUUACAUACACCCACCCUCAGCUUUAUCAUCGGCGUCGAUGUUUACGAUUGCGUUCUUGUUAUUAACAACCUUGCCGCCCUCGAAUCAAUCACAAAGCCUCGUGUCACCCUAGGCGAAGACGUCGGACUAACUAGUGGCCCCCUGGUAUCGCUUGACUCAGAUGAGUCGCACAUAAAAUGGAAGGACCUGGGAAAUACCGUUCUGACAUACCUGAAAGCGCGGGGUCAAAAUCAGGUAGUCAACUUGAACGGGUGUAUCCUGGCCGAGCGAGGAAACGAGAAUGAGCGAUUCUAUGCCAACCAAGUAACACAGAUGGACAUUCUGGCUGGUAACGUCGCUCGCCAAGUAGAGGAGGUUGGCCCGCUCUCAGAGGUUAUCAAGAUGGCAGAAGGUAGGACAGACUACGAUGCCUCUGUGAUAAGCAAGAUCGCUGCGGAAUGUGCGCCAGGAGACGCCAUGAUCGCGACACCCAAAUCUUCAACACCCGCCUCGCCUCGAACUGCCUUUGGAAUUCCCAAUGUCGAUGAUCCCGAUCCCUUUGGUGUGUUGGCCCUAGAGAUGGCUGGCUUGGAAAUUCGAGAGGCAGGAUCAAGACUACGACCUACCAGCAGCCAAUUUGACUUCAACCCCGCGCCUACAAGCCCAGCAUUCUCAAAGUUCAACAGGCAAAGUAUUGACACCUUUGUCUCGAGGAGUAACCGAAACAGUUACAUGUCCUCACGAACGGUGAAAAGUCAAAUGACGGAUGCUGGAACACAGACGGAUGUGGGCACAACACCCGAGACAACGCCCAGCCCAGGUCAGAGCGAAGACGGUUUUGACAGGUCUACCCGCACGCAAAUUCCCGAGGUCACGGAAGAAGAGGAGGAGGUUGAUUACACAAAGGUCGAUCUGACCCCUAUAAGACAUUUGAGCGGAGCCCAUACUCCUCUCAGUGCGACCAGCCACAGUAGUACAACAGCUGUGGAACAAGACACCCUCAAAGUCGAGCCCCGGGAUGACACUGACAAGGCCUCGAGCAACUAUGACAGCGACAGGGACGACAAGAGCAGCCGAAAGACCGACAAUGAGGGUGACUCUGAAAGCGAGGUGGAGGAAGAUGAGGAGGAGGAAGAACCCGUGGUGUUCGAGGUGGCUGCCGUCCAGCCGGCCAGAACCCAGGCUGUUGCAUCCCGCAUGAUCCAUGCCAAGGGUAACAUGGUUACCAUCGGCAAGAGAAUUCCUCCCCCGCUGCCCAUGAGGAGCCCUGCCCGGGCCUCGCGAUCCAGUAAGAGCGAGAUGGGCGAUGUCUCAAACCUCCGAAGCCCUCUGCGAAAGGAGGCUUUCAGCGAGGAAGAUCUUGCAUCUGAAGAUGAGCAGACCAAGUCUGACUCUUCACCUUAUCUCAAGCCCCAGGAGUUCAAGGUCGAGAAGGUCAGGGUUGAGGCUAAGAAGGCUGAAGAGCCCAAGUCUGAGGAGCCCAAGAUUGACGAGCCAAAGGCAGAAGAACCUGAAGCUAAGGAGGCCAAGGUUGACGAGGUCAAGGUCGAUGAGCCCAAGGUCGAAGCGCCCAAGACUGUCGAGAACAAGGCCCAAGAUGACACGUCUUCCGAAUCUGAGGUCGAGUUCUUCCCAGCCGAAGAGGCAAAGACGGACAUUGCCAAGACCGAGGAGCCUCAAGCACAGGAGCCUACUACCGAGCCCGCCAAGAUCGAGGAGCCAGAGGAGGAGGUUGCAACUGAAUCCAAGCCUGAGACCAAGGAUGCUCAGACAUCACCUACACUUCCCCAGACUGAGCGGCCCGAAAGCCCUGUGACACCCGAGAAGAAGCACACAUCGUCUAUCUACACUGGCGUUACUGAUGACCGAUGGAGUGUCGAUGGUUCUACACUUACAACACCUACAUCUGACCGACCUUUCUCAGUUAUUGACGAUGUGACUGAAGAUGUGACCCCGCGGAAGCCAUCAAAAGAGGUCGAACAAACCAAGGAGGCUGAGCUAACUGAGCUGAACGAAAAACAUGAAGACUUGAAGAAGAUUACAUCGAACGAGACAACUCCCAACACGAUCACGGUUGUAUAA